This is a messenger RNA of Temnothorax curvispinosus, 1014 nucleotides long. RefSeq names its product chymotrypsin-1-like. Lineage: Eukaryota; Metazoa; Arthropoda; Insecta; Hymenoptera; Formicidae. Gene Ontology annotation, biological process: proteolysis. The record is from RefSeq and is a predicted model, not a curated record. Gene Ontology annotation, molecular function: serine-type endopeptidase activity. The coding region runs from base 112 to 870 and encodes 252 amino acids. The transcript is spliced from 6 exons.
GCAACUUUUAUAAAUACUUCUUGUAAGGAGAAUAUUUAAAGAAUAGAGCAGAAUAUAAAGGCUAUCUUGCUUGCUACGUGUCUGCUAGUCUCAUCAAAUCUACAGGUAAAGAUGCGUGCGUUAGCUUGUCUUGUAUUUAUCGCUCUGGCACACGCCAUUCGAGGAAAUCCGGAUCUUUAUAAAGGUCCCCUGGGGAGCAGAGAUGCUCCAAUCGGCAAAUUUCCAUAUCAAGUUAUUUUGAGAUAUGAGGACAUCUCCGGUCCUGGGGUUGACAAAUGCGGUGGAUCUAUUCUCAAUAAUCGUAACAUAUUAACCUCAGCAUAUUGUAUCAACCUUGAUGAGCUGGAUAAGCUAAAAGCUCAUGUCGGAACAAACUUCUUUACCGUGCCAGGAGAUAUUUAUGACGUAGCCGAUGUUACCAUCCACGAAAAAUAUAAUGAAACCACUGAGGAUUAUGAUAUUGCCUUAAUUCACCUUAAAACUCCUAUCGAAUACAACAAGCUAGUACAACCGAUAAAUCUUAUGACAACCGAUAAAGAUCUCUUUGGCAAUCCGUGCACACUAACUGGAUGGGGAAGUAGAGGGGCUUUUAAUGGAGUCGUUAUUGAUUCCUUGCAAGAAGUUGAGUUGAUAGUUUGGGAUAAUCAGGAAGACUUGGCGACUACUCAAUUUUGUGCUUUGACAGGAGAAAAAGAACUUGCGUUACAAUAUCUCUUUGGUAGCCCUUUAGUAGCCAAUGGAAAUCAAAUUGGAAUCUUAAGCAGCAAUGGAGACCCUGAUGAACUUUCUGCACCGACGUACGAAUCACGUUUAAAGAUUUUCACAAGAGUAUCCGAUUUAAAAUGGAUCAGUACGAAUUUAAAGAAUUAAAAGAUAUUAUUUAAUAUGUUUAUUAGAAUGCCAUUUUGUUUUACGAAAUUUAUAAUUUAAUUACUAAUAUAAUAUAAGCAAAUACAUUCUGCAAAAUGUAUUUCCUGUAUUCCUAUCAGUUAAAUAAAUUACCAAUGCAAAUAA